Porites lobata is the source of this 13278-nucleotide messenger RNA. NCBI's taxonomy places the organism in Eukaryota, Metazoa, Cnidaria, Anthozoa, Scleractinia, Poritidae. The record is from the annotation of a GenBank genome assembly.
AUUUCAACAUGGCUGUCUUUCAAUGAAGGAGUCUUUGUCUAGUUUGUGAUGGAUUUUGAGUUUAAGUUGAAAUCAAAUGAGCAAAGAGAAAGAGUAGAAGACAAAUUCGACUUUGAAGGCUGCAAAGUAGGCCGUGGUACUUAUGGACACGUUUACAAAGCAAAACAAAAAGAUUGGUUAGUUUUGAAGCGCGAGAAGAUAAUAUUUUCCUUCGUUCCUCGCAUUGUUUACAUUUUCAUGUAGAUUCAGUUGAUACUAAGUAGUUUUGGUCUCUUUCUCAUUCAAGUCCGAAUGGAAAAUAUUUCGCCCUCAAGCAGAUCGAGGGAACAGGGAUUUCCAUGUCAGCUUGCCGUGAGAUAGCAGUAUGUACAAAAUUCAUUGUAAUUAGCUCAUUUAAGACUUAAUUAAGCUUCAUCAAGCCCAAAUGCUUGAUUUGUUUGAAAAGGAUUUCAUGGUACUUCUCUGGAAAUAGAACAUUUUGAUUGAUUGGUAUGUGUUUCUCACUCUUUAUCUAAAAAUGUAUCUCAAAAUUAACAAGAUAAGACACGUUGUAUUUUUAUUUACAUUCUCUGCACAUGUUGUACAUUAAACUUACUAAAGUCCAUAAAUAAGUGCAACCUAUAAGUUGUUAAAUGAAAAUUGAUGGAUCACACUGCCUAAGUAAUUUAACUGAACUCCUUUCAUAUUCACAGUGCUCAGUCUCCUACAGCUUUAUGUGGCUAUUUUUUGGGUGGUUACUCAUGCAAUGUUCCUCUCCACAAAAUAAUUAACAGAUUCCAAGAGACAACACAAAGAACCUGUAGCUAAAUUAAUUAGAGUGACUCAACAUUUAAAGGAAUAUUUGAAAAUGCAAGAAAUCUACGUACUGUAUUUCUUGUUUAGGCAUCUUUCUUUGCUGAUUAACAUGGAUUUAAUAUUUAAGUCACCGUGUACAGAAACUCGCAGGUUCUAAAGUUAAAAGCAAAAUUAAUAUCGGCAAGAUUGGAGAUACCUUUUUAUCAUUUAUUUCUGUACUUCUUUAGUUCUAGGCCUUUUUUUCAUGAGUUUAAUACUGCAAUGAAUCAUUAUUUUGUAUUUUAUUCAUUCAAAUUCUUCUAGCUUCUACGAGAGCUGAAGCAUCCUAAUGUGAUUGCCUUACAACGUGUCUUCCUAUCACAUGCAGAUCGCAAAGUCUGGCUCUUGUUUGAUUUUGCAGAGCAUGAUCUAUGGGUGAGUUGAACAUUUAAAAAUAUCAUGUUAGGUACGGAGAAACCUCCUUGCUUGUGUCCUGUUAUUGGCUUAAUUUUGUUACUUUUAGGGGACUGUCACUUUAGAGAGGAAAAAAAAUACAAACUGAAUGCAUGAUCAAAAUGACAAGUUUACAUAACAUGACAAAUGUAUGCACCAAAUGUGGAAUGUACUUGUAGAACAAGAGAAAAAUAAUCUUUUUAAGUUAUUUUCUGUAUUAUUCUCGCUUGAAUCUACAGUAAAUUAUCUGAAAUAAUAAUAAAAAUAAAAAGAUUACAAAUGUUCCAACAAAAUUAAUGGCCCAAGAAAGAAACUAAGAAGGUGUUUCUUUACUAAGAAAUUGUUUUUCUGUAUGAGUGAAGGUGCCUCAUCAAGACUAUAUUUGUACAAUAUAUUUCCAUUUUGAGUCCUUGUAGAUUUGAGAUGUGUGCAUGCAAAUCUAAGCAAAAAUCAUUAAUAUUAUCAAACUAAAUUUACUAUGCCAAUCUUGUUGUGUGGGAAACAUACCUAAUUUAAAGUUAAAGCCCACAGUCCUUCUCUUAUUUGAAAAGAGAUGAAGGAGAUGAGGAGAAACAACCUUACAGUGAUCUGGACCAGACCUAAGUCAUGUGACAUGAUCAACCUAUCAUGAAGGCUCUUGCAAAGCUUAAGAGUUUUCUCUCUACCAGUGUUUUGACACAAAUCUUAUGAUUAACUGUAAUUAAACUAACUUUGUUUUCUCAGCAUGAGGAUAAAAAAAUACACUAUACAUGUACAGGCAAAAUUUUGUGUGCAAAGUAUUUGUGUCAACAAUUCCCAAAUAUUUAACAAUUAUUCCAUGAGUGCACAUUGGGUAUGAGAUGGUAGAUAGCCAAUGAGGUGCAUAGUGCCGAGUUGGCUAUAAUCAUCUCAUAUCCAACAAGCGUAUUUUUUUUAUGAAAAAUGCCCACAAAAUAUCGAGAAUUCUUCCCAACUUUAUUUGUAAAGACAACUGAUUUUCGGCUUGCUUUUGACUUUGAGCAGACGCGUACAGUUACCAUAUUUGGAAAGCAUGGUAUAAUGGCUCAUAUAAUGGCUAAGCCAAUCCGAGCACUAGAAUUGCAUUAUCCAAUGGUUCAGUUUUUAAUAAUUACAAAUAUUAUCAAUUUUUAUGCUUAAAUAUUUUUUCUAGCAUAUAAUCAAGUACCACAGAGCUUCCAAGGCUCAGAAGAAGGCAGUUCCUGUCCCUAAAGGAAUGGUGAAAUCUCUACUUUAUCAAAUUUUAGAUGGGAUUCAUUAUCUUCACUCUAACUGGGUACUUCAUAGAGACUUGGUAGGUUGCUUUGUUCUAACAAACGUCCACUCUCAAAUAAACGCCUCCCUUACGUUGUUAAGUUAGUAUUAAACUCCCCUCCCUAAUAAGCGCCCCCCCUGUCUAAUAAAUGCCCCCCUUGAAAAUUGCCCCCAAAUACUAGGAAAUGGCGAAAUAGAGCAAAAUCAAUCAAUUUAUUAAUUUCAUUGCUUGAUUAACAUCAGUCUGUGUAUUAUGUCAUUUUCAGUUUCCAGAUAAGCCGUCAGGUCCGCAGUCGAGAUUCUGUUAACACAAAAACGUUUUUAGCCGAAAGCAUACUGUAUAUAGUUAUGUUGAGUUCAUUGAAAUAAGUUACGAGAAUAAAUGCCUCUCUCUUUUAAACGCCUCCCAUCUAUUCUUGGACCCCUAAAAUUAAAUAAACGCCCCAGGCGUUUAUUAGAUCAUUUAUGGUGUAUGAUUUAACUCUCCAGGUGCUGAGCCAAGCUUUAAACAAUACAUAUCUCUUUAUGAUAUCUUUUGUUACUUAAAAAGAGUUGAAUAUUUUAACAGGAGUUAAAACUUGAACUCUGGAUCUGGAGGUCCGGGUUUCAAGCCUCGCCUGUCGCAUUGUCUCCUUAGACAAGGAGCUUUACUCCACUUUGUCUCUCUUCACUCAGGUGUAUAAAUGGGUACCAGUGACAUACUGCAUGGGGGUAACCUGCAAUGGACUAGCAUCCCAUCCAGGGGGGAGUAGCAAUACUCCUAGGCAUGCUUCAUGCUAAAGAAAGCGGGAUAAGCUCUGGCUGUUUGGACCUUUGGCACGUGUGGACCUUAUCCUUUUUUUAUCUUAAAAUGUUUAUCAAUUAAUGUGGAUCUGUGGUGUCCUUUGCAAUCCCACCCUCCAGAGCUAAAGAAUGCUUGAUGAGUUAAUCAUGACUAACCCUUCCACCAUAAAUGAGUUACCAGUAUCUAACCGCUCCUUAAAAUAGCACUGAUUAAUUAAACAUGAAAAUUUAUUUCCCCCAGAAACCAGCCAAUAUACUUGUUAUGGGUGAGGGCCAGGAAAAGGGUAGAGUAAAGAUUGGUAAGUGACUGUCUUCAAGUACAGACAACAGUGUAUUUACAUUAAUUAACACUGGCAACUAGAGUUACAAGAAUCUUUCAUUAUUUUAAGUUUAAAUCAAAUGGUCAUUUACAAUUUUGUACUACAGCUGUAUCUGAUACUCUGAUACAUCUGUAGUGUGUGUGUCCUUUUAGCUCAACUUUUACUUACAUGUAUUGUAUUGUCAGCACAUUAAUUCUGUAUGGUGCCAUGUUCAAUUUAGGGCUUUUGAUAUUAUAUAAUGGUACAUGUAUUAUGUAUGAUUUUGUACAAUUGAUCUCAAAUGUAAAAAAAAAUUACAUCCAACUUCAUAAUUCAAUGUGUGUGGGAAGAUCUAGAUCUAGAAGAGACUGUUAUUUAACAAUUAUUCCUCGAGCCUGAAUGGGCUCUGAGUCAAUAGCCCAUGAGGCCUUCGGCCUGAGGGCCAGAGGAAAAAUCCAAGCAGUUGGUCAAAAAUAUUGAGAAUACAGAAAUUUUAGCUAGUUAAAGCUAGACUUUAAUCCUUUUUUGCCACCAAAAAUCCGGCGCUUUUCACUACUAGUGGGCUAUAACAUAUAGCCUAGUAGUAGCUCAACCAAUCAGAAUGCAGCAUUGAUAAUAGACCAGUAGUUGGAUUUUAGUAAAAGUUGAUAUAUGGUGUGCUAAACACUGUAUGAGUAUGACUGUAUUUCAGUGAUACAUUAAUUGUUUUGCUUUGCUUUGUCACCAGCUGAUAUGGGGUUUGCAAGGUUAUUCAAUGCACCUUUAAAGCCCCUUGCUGAUCUGGAUCCGGUGGUGGUAACAUUUUGGUACAGAGCUCCUGAAUUACUGCUUGGUGCCAGACAUUACACCAAAGCAAUAGGUAAAGCACAUAUGGCUUUCAUGCCAUGUGGCUUAGCUUUUGUCUUUAUUCUUCACUUCUUGGAGGCAGCGUGGCUGAGUGGUCAGUGUGUCAGACUCGCAAUCCGGCAGUCCCGGCUUCGAGUCCCGCUCUGGCCACUUGCUGGAUUUGUGUUCGGUCGUCCCGAGUUCAAAUUCUCGGCCACGCUUGUAAAUAGCCAACUGGUUGCCUUCUGCCGGUUGGGGUUUUUAAUCCUGUUAUGUUGUAUUUGAAUUAUUUGUUUCUAAAUAUUUGAGUGGAGUGCCUGUAAAUUAGCUGGACAAGCUAAGUGCAAUUUCCACUAUAAACAAGCCUUUAACCUUUUUUUGGGGGGGGGGUUUGAUAAGGUGGCCAUGUUGGUGAUCAAUUCUGAACAAGGAAAUUUUUCUCGAAGAUUGUACAUGAAAAUGACAUCACAUGCAAAAUUAGCAAUUUGGUUGUUAUAAUAAAGUGUAUACUUACAUUUACUAUUGGUCUUCUCAUAAACUAAAACCUACUGUUAUUUUGGAAAUCAGUGCAACUUACAGAUUAUUGGAUGUGUUUCCAGUAAAUCACCAUUACACAUGCAUCUUUAUUAUUGUAACAGUUACAAUACAGUUUACAGUUACUGUAUAACUAUUAUUUAUGUAACUUGACACUUUUGAGAAAGUCUCAGGGGCUUCAAGAUUAAAAUUCUAGGUGCCAAUUUGGAAUCUUAUUUUCGGGAUGUGGUCACCAAUUGCAUGUGUUCGUUAGUGCCUAUGCUUUGGCAAAAUUUCAUGCCCAACGGUCAACACCUAAACACCCCUCCCUCCUUCCCUUCUCCCUUCUCAUGUGUAGUGCAAAUACCAGAGUGUCGGCAUUAUUGGUGUAUCUAAUUAUUAUGAAAGUUGAAAUUGUAUGAACUUCAUUCUUUGGGAGUAAGUGAAUUGUCCACAGAUUCAUUGACUCCAUUUGUUACCACAUGUAAUUUACCGUAUUUGUUACUGCUAGACUGCAUUAUAUUUUACUCUUUUAAUAUGGAGUACAUACAAUUUUUUGUAUAUUUCCUAGAUAUAUGGGCUAUAGGAUGUAUUUUUGCAGAGCUCUUGACUUGUGAACCUAUAUUUCACUGUCGUCAAGAGGACAUCAAAACCAGCAAUCCUUAUCACCAUGAGCAGCUGGAUAGAAUAUUCAAUGUGAUGGGAUUUCCACAAGGUAAGGAUUCAUGAAAUACAUGCUUGAAUUAUACACCCAGCGCUGGGUAACGCUUCUGGUUUCUAACGUUUCACGGAUAGUCGUUAGUGAACGUUUUUUCGUGAGAGGUCACAAUUAAUGAUUGAAAACGCAGGAGGAAAAUCAGUUAUCUUAGAGAGUGGCAAGAAACAGGUUCAGCUGUUGGACAAAUCAGAACUGAAACCGCCUUGCAUCUUUGUACCCUUGGAGGCUUCUUCCCGAUACUGUGAACAAUAAACGGGAGUGCCCAUCAUUCCACUCAGACUGAGGGGGUGGGGUGGGAUUAAAUUUUGUGUGUUGGUACCGCUAAAGGAGUUGAGCUAAAGUAACAGCUACAAGAGGUGAAGGGAUGCAUUUUCGGGUAUCUAGCUAGAAAAUUAAAGAAGGUUUUUGUUAGUUAACUGAAUAGUCUUUAUCUUUUUUGAAAAACUGUCACCGUCAGUUGACGAAUGUUAUUGUUAUACCUUUUUGGGUGUGCUUUCGCAAGUUUCGGACAAGCUCCUCUGUUGUUUUUAUAUGGGAGUAGUCUACUGCUCUUGCCCUCGAGCGCGAUGUGGUGACCAAUCAGCCACGCAACCCUCUCUGCUUACAUUCAGUCCAUUGUUUAAGUACACAUUUGUAAAAAGUGUCCCUUUAUUUUUCAGAGCGUGAUUGGGAGGAUAUUAGAAAGAUGCCAGAACAUGGAACUUUACAAAAAGACUUCCGGAAGGCAAAGUAUGAAUUUCCACCCCAAACUCUUUGUUUACUGGAUAGCUUAAGUCCAAUUGGCAAAAGUGGAAAAUACCAGAAUUACAGUUUCCGGUUUGGGUGAUGCCUCAUGUGACUCCUACUUUGCGCAGUGCCUUUAACAAAACCUUUAGAUCUUUACACGAUUUGCAUGUGCAAUGUAUCAGCCUCUCGUAACUUUACAUAUAUUGCACUUGUAGUUCAUGCAAACAAGUAUAGCAAACAAGCAGAAAACAUUAACAACAACAACAAAACCAAAAAAAAAUCAAAACAAAACAAAAGAUGAUGCAAACGUAAGAUUUACAUGAGGAACAGCCCAAACGGCAGGUUAAACUGAAGAAUGUUGUGGUAUUAGACAUGCUUUGGCCCAUUGAAUUGUAGUGCUUAUUCGAGGCUGAACGCGUUCUUAGUUGAGUCCGACGACAUUAUUGUUUUGUCCGACAAAACUGGUGACCUAACCCGACAUAUGUCCUCUCAUGAAAGAAAAAUUAUUUGCAUAUCUCGGGGAGUCCCCUAAAUGUCGGGCUGGGUUUGCGAGAGGUUUUAAGAAAGUCUGCUUUUGAUGUAAAAAGGCACAAUUUAGAAUACAUUUAUCACAAUAGUUGUAUUUAUUGCCUUUUAGUUACGUAAAUGCUAGUUUAUGGAAAUACAUGGAGAAGCACAAAGUGAAACAGGAUAGUAAAGCAUUUCAGUUGGUAAGAUCUAUAUUUUUACAUAAACUAUAAAAAAGAAAGUAUCACAGAGAAUCUCACAACCUGCCUGAAGGUUACUAUUAUGCUCGACGACUCAAUUCUGUGAUGUUUGUGGCUAUACAAUUUAAUUGGGUAUAUCACAAAAUUUAGCUGCCGCUCCAGUAAUGUGUCCCAGCAAAAUUCCCCCUGUAUUCUUCCAAAUCUUUUGAAUCGCCAAAUUAAAGGACCGCAAAUAAAAGCGGCAGCGUUUUUGAGCGGAAGUGGACUUUUUGCAUCAUUGGGCAGUGGUUUGUUUCAAGUUCUCGGGUAAUUUGCCUGUAUAAGAGAAAAGACACUCAGCAAUACAAAUUUGUUAGCGUUAAGGCAUAUAAAAAAGGAGAAGGCCUAACUUCCGGUUGGCGUGCGUCGCUCAAAAACCUCUUUGCUAGGUAUUUGGACCGUAGCGGAAGUGAAUAAUUGGGAGCGAGGACUGGAACCCACUGAGACGAAAGUAAUUAUUCAGGAGUGAGGACUGGAAUUUAGUGCACCAAACCCUCUCGGCCAACCAUGGCACGAUGUUCGAUGUGUGUGAACGACUUGUUCCAGUUCUGUGUCAUUGCUCUCCAUACUAUACCGGAUACCUUUUGAUCAUUAUACGUUUCUGGGAAACUGCCCACCUACCCGUCCCCUAAGCGGAGGGGUAGGUGGGCAGGUGAACAUAGCCUCAGAUGAAACACAAACAGGUGUGAAGUCGAGUUCGCUUGUUUUUUAUUGCUGUCUUAAUAAGCGGAUUAUGAGAGUGCGUGACCCGCUUAGCACUGGCAUGAAGCGAAAUUAAGUAUUAAAGUUAUAAUAUAGAGUGAGUGCAGCACUCACUCUAUACUACAACUUAAAUGGGUUGUCUAAAAAGGUUUGGAAUAGACGGCUGAGUUGUCAAAGUAAGCGGCCUGCCCAGGGAUAUGUUGUUGUUGUAAAGGAAUGCCGAGCAAAGUAGCCGGCCGAUACUAACCAAGUAGGCGGCGACUUUCGCCCGCAGCCGGCUACUCUUGACAACCCUGGUCACCGCGCUGAGAAGUGAGAAACUGUGCAAAUCCCUCAGAACUACUGUCACUUACGAGUUCUAGAAAGUUUGUAUCGUCAUACGUUUCUGGGAAACUGCAAACCUUCCUCCCCUGAGCCAACAUUAACAGUUACUUCCCACUUAAGGUAAAAUGUUGGCUUAGGCGAGGGGCAGGUGGACAGUUUCCCAGAAACAGUAUAAUGAUCCGAAAGUUCUAGCCUAGAAAACAAACUUAAGUUAUUUGUUUGUUCUUGAGAGGUUGUUGCUAUUAGUUACGGUGACGUGUAGGUCGAUGUUGUUGAUGAUAUCUAGUAAAGGAAGAACGUGGUUAGUUUUUAGCUCCACUGACUGUAAAGUAUAACGUUUAUUAUAUUUAAAGCUAUCCAGGUUGUUGGUAAUGGACCCAAAUAAAAGGAUAACGUCGGAACAAGCUUUACAAGAUCCUUACUUUAAAGAAGAGCCUCUACCGACACCUGAGUAAGUACUGAAUAAAUCUUUCUAUCUUGUAGCCUAAGUUACACUUACAGACGAGUUUGUUGCUAUACUGUCUUCGCGUUUUAGAGCCACUUUCGUCUCAAGGGCAGUGUCGUGAGCAGCGAACGAAAUCGUAGGUGUAAAAUGGCAGUAAAGCUUUUGCAGUGCAACUACUUGAACCGGGGCACUUAGAAAAAGAUUAUCAAAUUCAAGGUUUUUUGGAAACAAAAGAUUCUCAAUUUUUUUUUUGUUUUGCAAACGGACUAAUAACAUUCAUAAAUUUAAGGGCUAUUUCCUGAGCGGUCAGGUAAGUUCAAACUGUUUUAAAGCUUCAAACGGUUGCGUAGUUGAACCUUGAAUUUCAUUGGUCCGUUUGCCAAAGAAAAAAAAACUUGGGAAUCUUUUGGUUUCAAAAACGCUGUUAUUGGAUUAUCUUCUUUCAAUUGCCCCGGUUUUAGUAGUCCACCGUAAAUGUUGCGAUAUGUAAGGGCGGGUGAAGUACCAGUGACAAUCUCUGUAUAUUAUAUUUCUACAAUUAAAAAGAGCAGUCGGUUAUUGGCUUUAAGUUAAACACCCUUGCUAUGAAUGCCUUAAUGUCGACGUUAGAUUUGUUUCUCAAAAUGCACUUUCUUUAAGAAGCGAUCUCAGAACGUAAUGGACAGUCGACUCUCUCUUAACGGACACCUCUGUAAAACAGACACCUAGAGUUUGUCCCUGUCUUAUUCCUUACUCCCCUUCAUUUGACUCUCUAUAAGACGGACAUCUCUCUAAGACAGACACUCAGUGGAGUUAUGAAUAUAUGAAAAUCGUAUAUGUGAGCUGCGGGGUGAAUAAUCAUUACAUGAAAGUAGAUCAUUGGAGUUAUAGACGCCACUUUUGCAGCUGAGAAAAGAAAGCCUGAAAAAAAAAUAUGAUUUUACGGGAUUCGAGCCCUUGACCUCUGCGUUACCGGUGCAGUGCUCUUACCAAUUGAGGUAAUAAGCCAACUGGGAGCAGGUCGUUGAGUUUGUUCGUUAUAAACCCGUGAAAGAAUGUUGCACCGGUAUCGCAGAGGUCAAGGGUUCGAAUCCCAUACAAGCCUGAAUUUUUUUUCGGGCUUUCUUUUCGCAACUGCAAAAGUUGCGUCUGCAACUGCGAUGGUCUAUUUUCAUAUAAUAAUUACGGACACAUAGUGCCGGUUCCAAAGAUGUUUGUCUUAAGAGAGCUGACUGUAACACUCGAGGCUUUAUCUACGCUAUACAUAUGUAGUAUUAGUAAAAUCCAACUAGCGGUCUAUUAUCAAUGCUGCGUUCUGAUUAGUUGAGCUACUACUAGGCUAUAUGUUAUAGCCCACUAGAAGCGAAAAGCGCCGGCUUUGAAAACCAAAAUAAUGGCGGCUGAAUCGCGUUUUGCUAGCAUAAGUUGUUUUGUGUCGAUAUUUUUUACCAACUAGUUGGAUUUUACUAAAACAAUUAUUCCUCUCGCCCUCAUGGCCUCUGAGUCAAUAGCCCGUUCAGCCUUCGGCCUCAUGGGCUAUUGACUCAGAGCCCAUUCGGGCUCGAGGAAUAAUUGUUAAAUACACAUUUACAAAUUGUCAUGCAUGGAUGCAAUAUAACCGCUUGAUUUUUGUGAUUCUAGUGCGUUUGGAGGAAUGACGAUUCCAUAUCCUAAAAGAGAAUUCCUUAAUGAUGAUGAUAGUGAUUCAAAAUCCAGUGCCGCGAAGGUAAUUAUCAUAAUCAUUAUUUUGUCCAAUAUUGAACCAACUAACUGUUUGACUAUACUGGCUAAAUGUCUCUGUUGUACGGAAAGGAUAGUCAGAUGAUGGUGGGCCGACCCCUUGUUAUAUAAUACAAGGGUAAAGUUUUUACCACUGCUGGUUCAAUAAAGGCACGCCCUUGAGCUGGUCCAGAGUACAAGAACGCAUGUAAGCCCAUUCAAAGGGGCUUUAUUUGAUGGGUGCUUGCUUGUUGUUUGGUGCAUGAAAGAAAUAUAUAUACAUAUUUUAAAUCAGUUAAAAUAACAGAGUAAACUGGCCGCCGCAGAGAGAUAUCUAAAGCUGUCUGAUCUCUCGUUAUUGAAAGCAGACUAUAUCCAUUAGUGAGCUAAACUCUUCGGAUCCUUUGAAUUAUGAUUGGAGCUCACAGUAAAGGGCUUUUAGAUCAACCAGCAGUGGCCUAAUUAGUUCAUCAACUAAUCAUAACAGUUUGUCUUUUAAGUAACCCCUUCGUUCAUGACCAAAGGCGUAUUCUAGAAGCACACACUGUGAAACCGGACUAUUUUGUCACCUUAGAAAGCUCACUCGGGAAGCAAAUAAUUUAUCAGCGGCGCUAACGUUCACUAACGGUCAAGUAGUUGAUAGGAAGCAGGCCAAUAUUAGACGAGGUACACAGUACGUACGAAUCAAAGUGUGGUUAUCUCGCUGAGAAAGGCCAACAUUUUAACACUUACAGACUAACAAGCAAGAGAACUCGGACACUAAUGGUCAGCCGAGUGCUAAACGAGUUCGUGUCGUGACUGCUGAGCAGUUUCAGGUAAAGUAUUGUGUGUCUAUCAGGGCCAGUCGACAUCUCUUGACCCCCCGGAAAACGCUAAGGACUACUGUGUAUGUCCCCCCUGGUAUCAAGAACAUUAACAAACCGAAUUUUCUGCUUACGGUUAAUGACUAACAACUAACAGACAAGUGAUAACCAGAGGUUACAGCGUGCGGGCGACAACGAUCGAGGGUCAAAACGCUCCAGCGCUGUGCUUUGCACACGUUUCACGCGACAGAUGCUAAAACACGCGUGAUCAGAUUACGAGUGAUAGAAGGUCCAAACGCGCGUGAUCAUAGUGCGUUUUGUGCAUUCCAUUCAUUCCAAGUUAACUACAUACAUGCGACGCAUGCGUAAUAACUACUUGGAGUAUUAGGAUUACGGGCCCCUCUUGUCGCCCGCAAUAAUUUCUCACCAAUAAACUUUCUCGUAGCCCACGAAAACAACCAUCUCCACGCAGCCUUCUCUCCUCGCUUCUCACCGUUAGGGAUAAAGUGGCGAGGAGCGAGGAGUAGAGUAGGGUGUUUUCGUAGACUAUUUUUAAGCAACUUAAGCUUUUUUUUUCGACUUAGGAGGAGAUACAGUAAAAAGUGCUUGUUAUUGCCACUGUCUUUAGGAACACCUUGACCUAGCUAAAUUGUUUCGAAAUAAGAUCAAAAUGUCAAUUUAAUUUCUAACAGUUGGAAUUGUUUUUCCCUGUCCGCUUUGUAGAAAGAGGUCCGAGUUAGAAAGUGUUAUUAAUUCUAACAAGUUAACCUCGAUCCUUAUUAUGGCAUUUGAGAUCCCUCUCGAAGCUAUUAAUUGGGAGGUUGAAAAUCAACUGAAACCUACCAUAUUUCGUAUUUCGUUUAGACCUUUUUUGAAGUACAGUACAGUCGACUCCCGAUAACUCGAACCGAAAUCGAUUUCCCCUGGAUUUCCGUCGUACAUUUACUGUAAUUUUACCCUCGGUAACUCGAACCCUCGAUAACUCAUCGAACUCCCGCUAACUCGAACCAAUUUUCGUUUCCCCUCAGGUCAUUUUCUAUAUAAUUUUACCCUCGAUAACUCGAACCAUGUUUUGAGCCCUUAAAAGGUCGGGAAAAAAGCCGUCUACGGGCGUCCGAAACAUUGAAUUUUGGAUUUCCUAUUAACGUGUUGUAGGAGUAUAGUUUACUAAUGGAGGCUGAUGUUGAUUGUCACAGGCUAACGUGAAGCAGCUUUACUUCUCAAAACAGUUAAACGCAUGCUCUAUUUAGGCUAUGUUUUGUUACAUUACGUUCUAAUUUAUAAUCUAGAAGUAUCUUUUAAGUUGUACUUGACAUUUCUACAGUUAAAUGUGAUUAAAAUGUUCACUGUGCAGUAAAAACUGUUUUCUACCUUACUCUCGGCCAUUUUCUUCGAGCUCCCGAUAACUCGAACUCCCGCUAACUCGAGCUUUCUUCGAUUUCCCUUGCAGGUUCGAGUUAUCGGGAGUCGACUGUAUUUACAUUUUACAGUCUGUAUUAUGUAGUUAUAGCAAUUUGUGCCAGACAAGUCCUAGGCACACUUCGCGCGUUCGCUUGGCCUUAUAUGAUGAAACAACUGGUAUAUUCAUGAGUAUUACAUUACGUUAAUCAGAUAUGUCAAUCAUCGCUAUUUUUUUUUUCGAUCAUGUUCUCAAAUGUUUCCGUUGUCUUGUUUCAUUUUAGCAAAAGCAACAGUCAUUUGCAUUUCAAGGACAGGGCAACCAACAGGCCCAGUCCUCCAGCGGACAGCAGACUGGUCACGUGGGACGGUUCCUGCAGCAGCAGUUUCAAACGAAUAAUAGUCAAAACAACUCCACCCCAACCAAUCGGCAGUUCUGAUUAACCCUGCCUCGGAAAUGAGUCUUCUUGACUCUUAUCUACUGAAUUAUCAUUAUUAUUCACUUUGAAAAUUAAAAUCCAUUAGAAGGAAACGACCCGCAUCUGAACUGGAUUCAGGUUGUGCCAGUAUUCUUUGGGUAUGUCGUUAGGAAGCGAUAAUAAACGGUCAUUUAUUUGUUCAGCGGAUUCCCAAACCCGGGAAGCGGGAAGCGGGAAAUGGCAGCUCGUAAUUUUUGGCGGGAAAACAUUUGCCCAUGAUACUCCUGCUGUCGCGAAGCUCUUCGAAACUUGUAAUAUGGCAUAUCUUUAAAACAAGGCUGUUGUAAACAAUGUAUGAACUCUGUUUCCAUGUCUGUAUAUUAAAUUCCAUAACUCAGUAU